GCAAAAGAAAAAUUAAUCAAGUCAGUCUGCCAGUGAAACCGGUACGGGGCGUACGCGUCGCCGCAUACGAGGUGCCGGAUAUAAAUCAACGCGAGAGAAAGUUCGUCAAAUUGUUACCAAAAAGUGUUUCAGAAGAAUAUCAUAACAAAAGUCACUAGAAUAAGGAUAAAAUGGCAUCAAGCGCGGAAGCGUUUGUGAACGCACUCCUGACGAAGGAGGCGUUAGAACAGCCGUCAGACCAAGUGAAGCCAGAUGAGCUGGUCAUGGAACUGCCAGACUGGUUCGACGAGAAGAAAUAUAACAGGGGUCGCAAAUUCUACGCAGAGAAUUCGUUCUCACUAAGUUCUACGAUGCUGAUGGGACUGGUGGCAGUGUUCUCGGUGCCAUCCAUCUUGAAGGUGCUGGCUGGUUCCCGCCGCUCCAACUCAGUGUACACGGCCUACAGACGUUAUCUCUCCACAUUGCUGCAUACCAUUUCGUGGUUUGAGCACGAACUAAAGCCUGGGACCAUAUCAUGGAAGUCACUAUACGUGGUGCGAACUCGCCACAUAAAGGCAGGACUUGCCUCCAAACUCAAGGGCAUCGGACUGGUCUCACAAAGGGACCUGGCGCUCACACAGUUCGGCUUCGUCGGGUUUUGCAUGCUCAAACCUGAUAAGUUUGGAAUCAGGCAGCUGAAGGAAGGUGACUGGGAUGCCUACAAUUAUGUUUGGAGAGUCAUCGGGCACAUGAUCGGAAUUGAAGACAGAUACAACAUCUGCCGGGAGACAUUUGAGGAGACGCGCGAAGUGUGCCAGCUUCUCUUAGACCGAGUUUACACCCCGUGCCUGGAGAAUGUUCCAGAAUACUUCGAGCACAUGGCUCGUGUCAUGCUGGACGGCUUGUGGUCCGUCAACCCGACGGUGGACACAGACGGCUUCCUGUACUGGUGCCGAGUACUGGCUGACGUGCCCGGCUAUAUCUAUACCGAGAGUGACAGGAUACAACUGCAAGCUAAGUUGAGGAAGCACUUGAAAGGGAAAUCUCUUGAUACAGGCGUAGACUCGACAGAGCUGAUGUGCAAACCAGAGGUGGACGGUCUUCCUAAACUGGCACCUCGUCUCCUCUACUACAAAGACUACGACACCAUAGAGACAGCUCCCUGCUACAAGCAGCUUACCUUUAAGGCCAAAUACAAGAUGUUCUUGUACAACCUCUACAUGGUCAUAUACUCCUCCUACCUAGGACGAUGGUACUUCAACCUGAACUUCCAGUUCAGCGUUCUACUCAUGAGGUACUUCCCCUACCUGGCCUUCUUCAGAUUUGGCAUCAAGAAGUCAUUUGUCAACAUUUUUGAGGAGGACCCUAUAGAUGAUACCGCUCCUAAGACGAACGCUGAGUAUAACAAGCCCUAUUCGCCGGAGCCCUGGUACAAGGCUGCACUCAGCUUAAUUUGGUAGUACACGCAUAUUGUACCUGACGAGGUAAACAGUGAUUAUCGAUAUGAUAUAUGCUCUGCGCACACAAUCAGCAGUUUUAUUCGUUUAUAACGCGAUAAGUGGAUAAGCACCUCAUUGUUGCAAUGUGCCUGACUUGGAGAACAGUUUUUAUACCAAGUUUAGUUUUGUAGAAAUAUUUAUAUUGAGUAUUAUUUGGACAUUCCUUAAUGUUAAGGAUGAUGAAGGUGUCGGGACAUUUGCUGGUAUAGUUUUAUAUACAAUUUAUUUUGAAUGACGUAAAUAGCAAUAAUGUAUAGGUACUGAGUGACUUGCUAUUACCUAAUUAGCAAGCCGAAUUAUAAUGACAUCAUAUCAAUCAUUUUUAUCUUAUGAAUAUCAGAUUAUUUAUUUAUUACUUGGACUUAAUAUUUAUUGACAUACAUAAUCAUUAUGUGGAUUGCAUUUUUGAUAUUGUUAACUGGCAGGCUUAGAGUUAAAAUAGAUUUAAAUGUGCAGGGUUAUUAGGGAAUAUUGUUACCUACAUAUUAAAUCAUUAUGUAGAUUAAUUAGCACAGUAUAAGUGUACAUAAAUAGAAUAUGAGAUGCUAUUGACGAUAUCACGUUUUAUAAGAUUAGUCAAAUGGAACGGACUAAGAUAACAUAAAUAAUUAUUUAUGUGAUAAUUAUCCAGUAACGUGAUGGAAACUGUGUAACCAAUACAUUAGUUUCACAAGCAAUGUAAUGCAAGUUUAGUUUAAGGUUACCAGAAAUAAUAUUGAAUAUUAUGUAUUUUAUAAAUACACUGAUAUUGUGAUAUUGACGAGAACAAUGCAUUAUUGUAAAUAUUUAAUAAGCACGGCGUGUAAUUUGAUACAUGUCUGUGGAUUGAGAUUGUAAUUAACAAUUUGUUAAUAACAAUUUAAUCAUAUUUAAUUGUCAAUCUGCAAUUAUUUAAUAUUAAUAAGAAUCUUUUUUGUGGUCGUUUGUUCAUAAUAUAAUAAUAAUAUUCCGCACAAUGUUAAAUUUAUUUACCUAUUUAUGUAACGUUAACGUCAUGAUGACGAUGCAAUAUUAUGCAACAUUUGCAUAAUAUUGUACAUUUAUUAAGAAAAUGCAUUUUAUCUGAAAUCAAUGACAAUAUUUUUAUUUAUUUAGUAGUCGAAUUUUGUAAACACAUUACUACCUAUAUUGUUGACGUUUUAUUCUGAAAUAAUAAACAGAUAAUUUGAAAUGUAAA
Messenger RNA from Helicoverpa zea (corn earworm), 2655 nucleotides. RefSeq lists its product as uncharacterized. The transcript is spliced from 6 exons. Bases 171 to 1439 code for a protein of 422 amino acids. Lineage: Eukaryota; Metazoa; Arthropoda; Insecta; Lepidoptera; Noctuidae. The record is from RefSeq and is a predicted model, not a curated record.